AUUUAAAGAACACAAUUUUUUUUGACUUAAUAAGCCACAAAUACAAUAAUUAAUUAUGGCUUUGGUGUUUAGAGCACUAUACCAAUUUUAUUUUGAUUAUGUAGAAGGAAAAAAAGAUCCUCGAAUAGAUCACUAUCCACUAUUAGGAUCACCAAUAAAAAUUAUAACAGUUUUAGGAUUAUAUUUAUAUUUUGUAAGUAGUUAUGGCAGAAAAUUCAUGGAAAAUCGACAACCAUUUGAACUAAAUAAAAUAAUGACAAUAUAUAAUGCGAUACAAGUCAUAAUAAAUGGAAUUUAUUCGAUGGUAGCAAUACAUGCUAUAUUCUUUUAUUAUGAUUAUAGUAAAGAAUGGAGAAAUUAUUGUGCACCACCAGAUUAUAGUUAUACUGAAAAAGGAUAUUUUGAAGCUAGAAUGACAUAUAUUUAUUUUUUAUUUAAAAUUUUAGAUCUAUUGGAUACAAUAUUUUUUGUAUUAAGAAAACGUUAUAAGCAAAUAACAUUUUUACAUGUAUACCAUCAUUUGGGUAUUUGUUUUGGUGUAUGGAUUGGUGUACGUUAUUGUCCUGGUGGUCAUACUGGAAUAUUAGGUUUAAUUAAUUGUAUUGUACAUACAAUUAUGUAUUUUUAUUAUUUUUUAACAGCAUUUAAACCAGAAUUAAAAAAAUCAUUAUGGUGGAAAAAAUAUAUAACAAUAAUUCAAAUGACACAAUUCAGUUUUCUUAUAUUACAUUUUAGUAUACCAAUAAUAAGGGGUAAUUGUGGUUAUCCUUUUUUCUGGUUAAUGGUCUUAGUAAUACAAAAUACAUUUAUGUUAAUAUUAUUUUCUGAUUUUUAUAUAAGAGCAUUGGAGAUUUGA
Messenger RNA from Condylostylus longicornis, 856 nucleotides. RefSeq names its product elongation of very long chain fatty acids protein 7-like. Gene Ontology annotation, molecular function: fatty acid elongase activity. The transcript is spliced from 4 exons. Lineage: Eukaryota; Metazoa; Arthropoda; Insecta; Diptera; Dolichopodidae. Bases 56 to 856 code for a protein of 266 amino acids. The record is from RefSeq and is a predicted model, not a curated record. Gene Ontology annotation, cellular component: endoplasmic reticulum membrane. Gene Ontology annotation, biological process: fatty acid elongation, saturated fatty acid; sphingolipid biosynthetic process; very long-chain fatty acid biosynthetic process.